UUCCCUCCCAUUCAUAAAAAAGCCAUUUUCCCAGGCAGUGGUUGCAACAUCGCCGCGGAGGCAGCGAGAGAAGCUGACAGCGCGGAGCUGGCGCUGCGGAGCGCAGGAAGCUGUGUGGGUUCCUCCCGCCGGCGUCUGCGAGGACAGCGGCGUCUGACCCACUUGGGUUCGGGGAUUUGCACAGACGUGGAGCAAUGCUCGUGACUCUGAGGCUCCUCAAAGGCCCCUAGAAGCCUGUUUCUCAGCGCAGUCCAGGACCUCCAGCCCAAUGGAGCCCCCGAUCCCACAGAGCGUCCCCUUGACUCCCAGCUCACUCAUGGUCCAGCCCCUUCUUGACAGCCGAAUGCCCCACAGCCGGCUCCAACACCCACUCACCAUCCUUCCCAUCGACCAGAUGAAGACUAGCCAUGUGGAGAACGACUACAUAGACAACCCUGGCCUGGCACCCCCCACCGGCCCUAAGCGGACCCGGGGUGGGCCCCCGGAGCUGGCCCCGAUGCCUGCCCGCUGUGACCAGGACGUCACCCACCACUGGAUCUCCUUCAGUGGGCGCCCCAGCUCUGUGAGCAGCAGCAGCAGCACGUCCUCUGACCAGCGGCUCUUAGACCACAUGGCACCACCGCCGGUGGCGGACCAGGCCUCCCCGAGGGCUGUGCGUAUCCAGCCCAAGGCUGUCCACUGCAAGCCGCUGGACCUCAAGGGCCCAGGAGUCCCACCAGAGCUGGACAAGCACUUCCUGCUGUGCGAGGCCUGUGGGAAGUGUAAGUGCAAGGACUGCGCGUCCCCCCGGACGUUGCCCUCCUGCUGGGUCUGCAACCAGGAGUGCCUGUGCUCGGCGCAGACCCUGGUCAACUAUGGCACCUGCAUGUGCCUGGUGCAGGGUGUCUUCUACCACUGCACCAACGAGGACGAUGAGGGCUCGUGUGCUGACCACCCCUGCUCCUGCUCCCGCUCAAACUGCUGCGCCCGCUGGUCCUUCAUGGGCGCCCUCUCCCUGGUGCUGCCCUGCCUGCUGUGCUACCUGCCCGCCACCGGCUGCGUGAAGCUGGCCCAGCGCGGCUACGACCGCCUACGCCGCCCUGGUUGCCGCUGCAAGCACACGAACAGCGUCAUCUGCAAGGCCACCGCCAGCGACGCCAAGGCCUGCAGACCCGACAAGCCUUUCUGACACUUUGGGUCGAAGCCCCCGCGCUCCCCCUGGAAACUUGGGUCCCUUCCGAAGCCCGAGAAGACCGCAGCGAGGCCAGAGGCUUUCGUGUCCUGAGGCUGACCUUGUCUGUCUGCCUGCCCAGCCCGAGCUUCUAAAGACACAGAGACCCCCCCGUCACCCACCCUCUUCCCCAAAAGGAUGAAGAAGCACUUUGGGUUUUUUUUCAGGGUCCUGGAACUUUGUGUCAGACAGACAGUGGCAGGGGCGUGGUGUGGUGUGGGGGGAUUUUUUUUCAGAAGACGGAACACAGAUGUGGCCACAUAUCCGGAAGUUGCAGCUGCUUGAAUGCCUUCCCAGUUCUCCCGCCUCUCUCCCUCCCCCCCCUUUUCCAUUCUCUUUGGCUGCCUGGGAGGAACCAUUAACUGAAUGGCCAGGGGACCUUCGAAGAAGACCCUUGGAGUCUUGACGUCUAUACCUUCUUCUCCUCCCCUUCUUACCCCACAGUGGAAUAUCUCGAGGAAGGUGUAGUAGACCCUGGCAGUCCCUGUUGUACAUACUCGGGAGCCCCUGAGAACAGGACGGCCCGGGCGUUAGCCCAGGCCGCGUUCCUCGCUCUGUCUCCGGAGCCACAGAUGGAUUUAGGAGCCACUACACAGAGCAUCUCUCCCUUCUGGCUCUAUCACUAACUCUUGGGGUGUUCCACUUACAACACCGUGCUCCAGUUCUUACUGAGUCACAGGCUCACCUGCCUGCUACGUGUCCCAAGUUCGCUCUACCCAGAUCCUUUUCAGAAACUUUAUGGGUCGAGAAGCCCAGGGCGGCAAAUGCGAGACCAAAUAUCAUUUUGCCAAUGAGUCUGAGGCUGUGGUCUCUGGAUCCAGUCAUUACGUUUUUAUAGAAUAAUUAAACCAGAUGCUAACGGUGUUUUAGAAAACAAUAAUAAAACACUUGCUUCCUUUUGGGCCACCCCCCAGGAAGGGCUGAUUUCAAAAUCUGGGGGGGCGAGCAACCUCAAGGAACACAACCCCCCUCCCCACCAAGAAGAGGAUUUUAACAGCAAAGAAGAGAGGCAGCACCUCCCGUUGGCAGAGUGACAGUGGAGCCGAGCUGGGUGUGGGUUUCUUCUCUUCUGAUUCUGCUGCUUGCUGUCAUAGCCUUUUAUGUACAGUGAUGUGUCUGUAUCUUUAAUGUAAAUAGACAGAUGAUGAAAAAAGAGUCUAUUUUAGUGCUAGAAAGCCCUGACGGGGGAGUCGGAAGAGCAUGGGUAGGGAAAACAUUCCCCAGGGACUUCUUGGGGUUGAGCCCCGCUUCUGUGCGUGGCCGCACCACCCCGUCCCGACAGCCCCAAAGACGUAGCAACUCUUUCUCUCAAGGUGCUAAAGGACUCAGAAAGUGCAGCACGUCCAGUGGGUAGGUACUUGUUGCAUGCAAACGCGGUAGUGUGUCUGGUCCUUCUCCCCAGCUAUUCUACGGGGCUUUUGCUUCAUGUGGUAUUUUGUGUCGUCUCCCCAACCCCCCAAGGAGAGGAAGUGGCUUGGGUCAGAAAAGCCUCCCCAGGUGAAACUGGAAGUGCAUUCGGUAGAGCGUUUGUAGCGUUUCCAGUGUGUUCUGUAGGAACAGAACUGUCCAGAAAGGAGGCAAGGAGGCAGGUAGCUGUGAUUGGCACGCAUCCAGUGCUUCUCAAGGACUUUUCUUUUCCCCCCUUCUCGAAGACUAGUAGUAACAUCUUAUGAUUUAGAAUAAGUUAAUUGUAACCAUAGGUAUUUAUUGAUUGGAGGAAAGGAGGGGAGGGUCUUAUUAUGUUAGGCUUUAUUUAUAUAACACUUGCUAGCUUGUAAAAGGCAAAUAUGAAAUACUGCAUCUGCAUUUUCUAAGGCUGAUUCAUGUAGCUACCCUUGCCACAGUCGUGAUGGAUGUUCUUGCACAAACGGAGAGAAUGGUAGGAAAAAACACAUUCAGCCAACCACUUAUACUAAUUGAAUGUAUCAGAUGUGUACUGAAGGGACUUGGCGACGUCUUCCUCAGAAUAGGUGUGCCGAGGUUAACCCCCAAAGGAGAGGGCACGUGUCCGCUCUUGGCGAGGCCUCGGAACUUUUCCCAGAGCCUCUCCUUCAGAUGUCUCCAUGGGAAACUUGACCCAGUGGCAAGUUGCACUUUGGUGAUGGUGUUCUACACGCCCAUUCUGUGGAGAACUGAUAUACAUAAGCUGUGUGUACAUACACACACACACACCUACCCCACCGACCCCCUCUCUACAGACCCUGUUUCUGGCAAACAGCCUCCUGAACCCUGACUUUUUGUGUACAUAGUUGUAAACACGGACGUCUCUGGGUUUUAGUUUUCUGUUUUCUUUCCCUCCCCCGUUUUGGCUUGUUCUUUUUAGUUUGCAUUUAACCUGCUAGAUGGAUGUCGGCAGAACUCGCGUCCCAUGUGGUCGGUGGUGAAGGGAAGGAGUGGAACAGCUUGGUUUCUCCCAGCUCCUUUGCAUAGCAGUCCCCCAGCAUGUUUUUUUCGGCUUCUUGGCAAAACAACAGAAAACUGGCUUGCCCGUGGACCCCGGGGGCCAGCCAAGGGCCACUGAGGGACCAAGCUCUCAGAAAGACAACACAUUUCUGUGGCUGCUUCUGGAUAAUUGUGUUUUCUGUCAUCAACGGCUUGCUUGGCUGGAUUAGACCUCAUCUUGACCUUUUUUGAAAAGUGCCAGCUAGUUUCCACUUCUGGUCAACCUGGAGUGGGUGGUGGUUCUACCAGGAAUUGGGGGUGGGGCCACAAGCCUGGGUCCAGGAUACUUGUCCUAGGGGACCCUGGUUGCUCCCCUCUCAGGGGUGGGUUUUUGAAGGCCCAAAACUCCAGCAAGCACCCUGGGAACUGGGUCUAGGAGAGCAAAGCCCUCCCAGAUAGAUGACGGGGCAUAACAAGGUAUCACCACCCCUGGCUAGAAGGAGGUGGAGACCAGUCCCUGCUGUUGAUGUGGGCCCCUUCAUAGCUGACAGAGAUGGAAGACCUUCAUGUGACACAUCUGGUUCUUUCAGCAUUGCUGGAGUCUCCGUUGGUCCCCAGUGUACAUCGAGUGAGACCCAGUUAGAUAAUGACUUGUCCAAGGUUGCACAACAUGGAAAGUAAAGUGUUGGUUGGGACCAGCACCCAGAUUCCGUCACCUCAAAGCUUCAUGUUCUCCCAUGCUGCCCCAGGAGAUGUCUGACGGGGUGUGGGCAGCACAACUUGCACUGUACAAUUCUGUUCACUAGGGCAUCCCGCAAGCUUCACCGGUCUUCUGGUUCAUGCCUUCCGAAAGCAUUUUCAUGCCCUCUGCUUACUGUGACAGCUGAUGACGAUUUCUUGCGCUGCCGUUUUUUUGCUGUGGGUAACUCCAUGUGGUGUCUUAUCUUGCUUUCUCUUCUCACUGCCCCACAGUUUGGUUUUGUGUUAGAAAAGCUGUUCAAGGUUCCCAUUCCACCACAGUCUUACUUCAUUUUCCCUCUUCACUCUAGUCCCUUCACACCCCCACAACAAAAGUUACCACAGAAGGUUCCCUUUGUAUAGAAUAUUUAUUUUGAAGCUCUAUUUUAAUAGUAUUUAUUUUAGAAAGUCUACUAUUGUAAGAGUUCUUCUGUUUGUGAAGAAAAAAACAAGUUAAAACUGAAUGUACUGAUCUAGAAAUAUAUAUAUAAAUAUAUAUUGUUAAAUAUA
Molecule: messenger RNA, 4840 nt
Organism: Rhinolophus ferrumequinum (greater horseshoe bat)
Lineage: Eukaryota; Metazoa; Chordata; Mammalia; Chiroptera; Rhinolophidae
Gene: SPRY4
Product: sprouty RTK signaling antagonist 4
Exons: 2
Coding region: 269-1168 (299 amino acids)
Biological process (GO): negative regulation of fibroblast growth factor receptor signaling pathway; negative regulation of MAP kinase activity; negative regulation of Ras protein signal transduction
Cellular component (GO): membrane; cytosol
Source: RefSeq, a predicted model, not a curated record